Molecule: messenger RNA, 1965 nt
Organism: Poeciliopsis prolifica (blackstripe livebearer)
Lineage: Eukaryota; Metazoa; Chordata; Actinopteri; Cyprinodontiformes; Poeciliidae
Gene: rxfp3.3a1
Product: relaxin family peptide receptor 3.3a1
Exons: 1
Coding region: 212-1195 (327 amino acids)
Biological process (GO): G protein-coupled receptor signaling pathway; immune response
Cellular component (GO): membrane
Molecular function (GO): G protein-coupled receptor activity
Source: RefSeq, a predicted model, not a curated record
GAGAGAGAGAGAGAGAGAGAGAGAGAGGGGGAGAGACAGAGAGAGACGGUGGGUGGAACUGUCCUGUCGCCAGGAGCCGCAGGCUGUCAUAUGAGACGACUGUGCGUCUUCAAGAGGAGAUGAGAAGUUGGGAUGGCAGCACUCCAAGCUGCGCCUCUGUUUGGGGAUAAACGUCCAGGCGUUUGAAUUAAACUCCCCAGAUGCCAGCAGCAUGAGUGAGGUCAACGAGAGCGACUUUCUGAACAGGUCCCUGUUGCCGGACCUCUUCAGCAACCUGGAGGACAUCGACGUGACGGCCGACGGGAGUCCGGUCCUCAGAUUCGUCAUCUGCCUCGUCUACUCCGUGGUGUGCGCCGCGGGGCUGGUCGGCAACCUGCUGGUCCUCUUCUUCAUCAGGGUCACGCAGGAGCGCCGCAAGUCCAGGGUCAACUUCUUUGUGCUCAACUUGGCGGUGACGGACCUGCAGUUCGUCCUCACGCUGCCCUUCUGGGCCGUGGACACCGUCAUGGACUUCAGCUGGCCGUUCGGAGACGCCAUGUGCAAGAUCAUCCUGUCGGUCACCGUCAUGAACAUGUACGCCAGCGUCUUCUUCCUCACCGCCAUGAGCGUGACCCGCUACUGGUCGCUGGCCUCGGCCUUGAAGAACCGCACCGUGCAGAGGUCGUGCUCCGCCAAGUGGGUGUGCGCGGUCAUCUGGACUCUGGCGACCGUGGCCACCGCGCCCACGUCGAUCUUCUCCACGGUCACCAACGUGACGGGGGAGAAGCUGUGCCUGCUGAGGUUCCCGGGCGGCCAGUACUGGCUGGCGGUUUACCACAUCCAGAAAAUAGUCGUGGGCUUCGUUCUGCCCAUGUCCAUCGUGUCGGUCAGCUACUUCAUGCUGCUGCGCAUCAUCCGCAAGCGCAGCAUGAAGACCAGCAGCUCCAAGCGGAGAUCCCAGGUGACCAAGUCCAUCAGCAUCGUCAUGCUGUCGUUCUUCUUCUGCUGGAUGCCGAACCACGCCAUCACCCUGUGGAGCGUCCUGGUCAAACUGAACGUCGCCAACUGGGACAGCGCGUAUUACAUCGUCCACACGUACGUGUUCCCGCUCACCGUGUGCCUGGCGCACACCAACAGCUGCCUGAACCCGAUCAUUUACUGCCUGAUGAGGAAGGAGUUUCGGGACAAACUGCGGGGUCUGGUCCGCAGGACAUAGAGGUUUUAAAGGCUCAGGGAGCGAAUCAAUGACGCGCUUAACGCGUUCCGCAAACUGUAACCAAGGCGCUCCGGAUGCGCAAAUUGGAACCCGUCAGCACGCUUCUUGCCGCUCACCUUUAUGAUAAGAUUGUUCUGGCUCGUUCAGAGCUACAUGAAUGUGUUUUUUUUUACGUUAAAUUAUAAAGAAAUUAAUUUGCUACGUUGCUAUGCGUCAAAAAAAAAAAAAAGUCGUCCACGGGUAGUGCGUAAAAGCGUGCGCCACAAUCUGUGUGUUGUGCUUUUGGUAUCAGUCGCUUUCCAUUUCCAUGUUUUGACUAUAAGUGCAUUUCUAGGAAGCUGAUGGAGCCGCGCGCAUCAGUUUUCUCCCCCACAAAAAAAAAAAAAAAAAAAAAAAAAAAGCUAAAAUGAUUAUUGUAACUAUGGGCAGCAAAACCUCAUGUGUGCCAAUAAAACACAGCAAGUUCGGACUAUUCUUAUCCAUUUAUUUAUUUGUCCAAGUGUCUUAAAGAGCGAUGACAGUCACACAGUUUUGCUUUAGUCAAAGUUUGAUCUGAUAGAAACAGCAACAGAGUGGAACAGAGCAGAGGGGCUCAGACAUGAGCAGCGCAGCGGAAAUGGACUUUGAAAUGGGCACCGACGUUCCCCUCGGUGUGACGCGUCACAGGAAAUUAGUUCCAUGGACGCGCAGAACGCGUCCAUGCAGUUAAAGGACUGAAUCACAAUAAUGAAAUGAAAUGACUAGAAAGAGACCAAUUACCAACAGCCUCA